Molecule: messenger RNA, 1932 nt
Organism: Talpa occidentalis (Iberian mole)
Lineage: Eukaryota; Metazoa; Chordata; Mammalia; Eulipotyphla; Talpidae
Gene: SDR42E2
Product: short chain dehydrogenase/reductase family 42E, member 2
Exons: 13
Coding region: 1-1932 (643 amino acids)
Biological process (GO): steroid biosynthetic process
Molecular function (GO): 3-beta-hydroxy-Delta5-steroid dehydrogenase (NAD+) activity
Source: RefSeq, a predicted model, not a curated record
AUGAAGACCAACACGCCAGGCUCCUCCCCAGCGACCUGCAAAGCUGCAGGACAGGGGGAGAAGAGCUGCCCUGUCUGCCAGGCCUGGGGAGGGGUCUCAGGCCUGGCAUCUAAGUCAGGACCUAAACCAGAGCCUGGGUCUGUUUCAGGACCUGGGUCAGGGCCUGGAUCAGGGCCUGGUGUGGUUCUUGGAGCUGGACCAGGACCUGGUGCUGUGUCCAGGAUAGAAUCAGGGCCUGGGCCUGGGCUCAGGUCGGGGUCUGAGACAGGGCCUAAACCCAGUGAGUCCACAAUUGCCCCAACACCAGAACCACAGCAAAAGACUCAGGCCACAUCCGUGCAGGCCCCUAAGCAGAAGGUUCUGGUGACUGGAGGAGGUGGCUACCUGGGUUUCAGUCUAGGUUCCAGCCUAGCCAAGAGCGGCACAUCUGUUAUCCUGCUCGACCUCCGCAGACCCCUGUGGGAGAUGUCCCCAGGGACUGAGUUCAUCCAGGCUGAUGUUCGAGAUGAAGAAGCCCUGUACCGAGCCUUUGAAGGGGUGGACUGUGUCUUCCACGUGGCAUCCUACGGAAUGUCUGGUGCUGAGAAGCUGCAAAAAGAGCAGAUUGAGUCUAUAAAUGUUGGCGGCACCAAGCUAGUGAUUGAUGCAUGUGUCCGCCGGCGGGUUCCCCGGCUCGUCUACACCAGCACUGUCAAUGUGGCCUUCAGCGGGAAGGCCAUAGAACAGGGUGACGAGGACUCUGUGCCAUAUUGCCCCCUGGAGAAGCACAUGGACCACUACUCCCGAACUAAAGCCAUCGCCGACCAGCUGACCCUCAUGGCCAAUGGAACGCCUCUCCCAGGAGGAGGUACUCUUCGGACGUGUGUGCUGCGGCCUCCAGGGAUCUACGGCCCCGAAGAGCAGCGGCACCUGCCCCGCGCGGUGAGCCACAUCAAGAAGAGGCUGCUCAUAUUCCGAUUUGGGGACCGCAGGACGCGGAUGAACUGGGUCCACGUGCACAACCUCGUGCAGGCUCACGUGCUGGCCGCCGAGGCCCUCACUGCGGCCAAGGGCUACGUGGCUAGUGGACAGGCGUACUACAUCAACGACGGGGAGAGCGUCAACCUCUUCGAGUGGAUGGCCCCGCUGUUUGAGAAGCUGGGGUACAGCCAGCCCUGGAUCAAGGUACCUACUUCCUGCGUUUACCUGACAGCUGUGGUGAUGGAGUACCUGCACCUGGCCCUGAGGCCCCUCUGCAGCAUCCCACCACUGCUCACCCGGAGCGAGGUGUGCAGCGUGGCCGUGACGCACACCUUCCGCAUCGCCAAGGCCCGCGCCCAGCUCGGCUACGCGCCGGACAAGUUCAGCCUCGCGGACGCCGUGGGCCGGUACGUGCAGGCCACGGCCGCGCGGCCCCGCGGCUCCGCGGCGCGGACGGUCCUGCGCCUGCUGCUCGCGCUGCUGCUGCUGCUCGGCCUGCUCGCCCUGGCCCUGCGCGCCCCCGGCCGGGAGCCGUCUGCUAAUCCUUCCCCCGGACCUGCACCUGCCGGGUCCUUCCCCCGGACCUGCACCUGCCAGAAUCCUUCCCCCGGACCUGCACCUGCCGGGGUCCUUCCCCCGGACCUGCACCUGCCGGGGUCCUUCCCCCGGACCUGCACCUGCCGGGUCCUUCCCCCGGACCUGCACCUGUCGGGGUCCUUCCCCCGGACCUGCACCUGCCGGGGUCCUUCCCCCGGACCUGCACCUGCCGGGGCCAGUCCUCCCCACUUGCAUCCCUCCCCGAUCACCCGAGUCCCGGACCCGCCCCUGGCCCGCCCCCCGAGUCCUGGCCUCGCCUUCUCGCUUCUCCUCCGGACGGCCCCGGUGAUUGACAAGCCUGCUCCGCCUUCCGAGCCUUCUCCCCGGCCCGGGCCCGGGCUGUCCCCUGCUCAGCUGGGCUCCACCUGCUUCUGA